Molecule: messenger RNA, 646 nt
Organism: Gastrolobium bilobum
Lineage: Eukaryota; Viridiplantae; Streptophyta; Magnoliopsida; Fabales; Fabaceae
Product: meiotic nuclear division protein 1 homolog
Exons: 9
Coding region: 24-635 (203 amino acids)
Biological process (GO): reciprocal meiotic recombination
Cellular component (GO): nucleus
Molecular function (GO): double-stranded DNA binding
Source: RefSeq, a predicted model, not a curated record
CAUUGGAAGAGAAGCGUGAGAAGAUGCUUCAAAUCUUUUACGAAUCCCAAGACUUCUACCUGCUUAAGGAGCUUGAGAAGUUGGGUCCCAGGAAGGGUGUUAUCACUCAGUCUGUGAAAGAUGUUGUCCAAAGUUUAGUGGAUGAUGACCUUGUUUCCAAAGAUAAGAUAGGAACUUCUGUAUACUUUUGGAGUCUUCCUAGCUGUGCUGGAAAUCAGCUUAGGAAUGUGUACCGCAAACUUGACUCCGAUCUGCAAAGCAGUAAGAAGCGGCAUGCCGAACUUGUUGACCAAUGUGAGGCACUAAAGAUGGGGAGAGAGGAAUCUGAUGAACGAGAGGAGGCCCUCGCAGAUCUAAAAGCCAUUGAGCUGAAGCAUAAUGAAUUAAAGGAUGAGUUGGCAAAGUAUACAGAUAACGAUCCGGCUGCCUUUGAGGCAACGAAGGAAGCAAUUCAAGUUGCCCAUGCAUCAGCCAACAGAUGGACAGACAACAUUUUCACCCUGAGGCAAUGGUGUUCAAACAACUUCCCUGAGGCAAAGGAACAACUUGAAAACAUGUACAAGGAGAUUGGUAUAACAGAUGAUUUUGACUAUUUGGAGUUAGCACCUGUUCCACUCAAAGCAGUUGCUGAUUAAUUACUUAGCCC